Maniola jurtina (meadow brown) is the source of this 1562-nucleotide messenger RNA. RefSeq names its product SPRY domain-containing SOCS box protein 3-like. The transcript has 6 exons. Bases 265 to 1227 code for a protein of 320 amino acids. Gene Ontology annotation, molecular function: protein binding. NCBI's taxonomy places the organism in Eukaryota, Metazoa, Arthropoda, Insecta, Lepidoptera, Nymphalidae. The record is from RefSeq and is a predicted model, not a curated record. Gene Ontology annotation, biological process: proteasome-mediated ubiquitin-dependent protein catabolic process. Gene Ontology annotation, cellular component: SCF ubiquitin ligase complex.
AUUUAUACUCUAGGGAGCAUUUGACAUUUGGAAAAAGCACUGCGCUGGUGAUGUACGUACUUUCUUAUUUCUUGUGCGAAUAAAAAUAAUAUUUCGCUAAUAUAAACGUGUUUCAGUUUCUAUGACAAGUCAGAAACUUUAUUGAAUACCUUUAUUGAUAAAGGCAAUUGGUUUUAUAGCUGGUAGUAUCCGAGGCAACCGUAGUGAAUAGUAAAAACUUGUUGAUGUGUUGUGCAAGUUCAAAAUCGUGAGUUUGCGAUCACAAUGUUAGCUACUCCCUUAAGCCUUCGGUCAAGAUCUGGUGAUAGUGAACGGCAUGCGAGGCCCUAUUGCGCCUGUUGGAACAAUAAAAAACUACCAGUUUCGUGGUCUGAGUUAAGUGCUUGUACGUGUGGCGAAGAUAAUAACGUUAGUGAAUGGAGAUGGGAGCAGCCACAAGUAAGCGGCUCAAGUUGGGUGGUGGUGAGUGAUGACAAGAAGCAGGUCACGUUCCAUCCAUUCUACAGCUCUGGUACGGCGGCCGCCCGCGGUGACUCCCCCCUGCUGCACGACCAUCACUACUACUGGGAGGUGAAGAUACUGACUGAGACAUAUGGCACUGAUAUUAUGGUAGGUGUUGGCACAAGCAAAGUUAACACAUCAGACUCUGAGUUCAGAUUCACAUCCCUGCUGGGUCAAGACGGGGAAUCCUAUGGGCUUUCCUACACGGGCAAGGUGCGGCACAACGCGCAGUUCUCGCAAGAAUCCGUCGGCUUCUGUCGCGGCAGCAUCGUGGGUGUACGCGUGGACUUGUGGCGAGGAACGCUGGAGUUCUACCUCAAUAGAAAGCCGCAAGGCGUGUCGUUCUACAACCUUCGGCGUCACCCGGCCCUCUACCCCAUAGUAUGCUCGACGGCCGCACAAUCCUCCAUGCGCCUCAUCUACGCCGCGUCGUGGCGCGCCUCGCUGCUGGUGGACGCGGCUAAAAUCCUCGCCGCCUCUUUGAGAAGCGACCGGCGCGCGCGACUGCCUCCGGGCCUGUGGUACACCUUGGGCUCGCAAUUCUGGCUCACCCUGCCUACUGAUGGUUGCGACAUUGGCGAUGACGAGGAUGCCGCCGGAACAGGAACAAUGGAAGCGGUCAAAAUGGCGACAAAUGUGCUAAGCGAGGUGUUGCCGACUCCAUACAUGAACGGGUUCUACGUGGACGGCGUCGACCGGGACUACCGAGUCGUUAUAUGGCAAUGACACCCUGACUUGAGAGGGCACGAGAAUACUUAGUGUUGGACUUAGCUUUUAGGAUUUUUAGGUGUUUAGUAAAAGGUUGUGUAACUUAACUUCGAUUGCAAUGGUCUGUAUUAACGGGCUCUCGAAACAGCCAGGCGCUUGUGGCAAACAACAAGCAGCAAGCAUCGACAAACACCAUAGAUGGCUUGCCUGCUAAUCGGAAUGCUCCCGAGCGUAACGGAAACUCAAACACCCUUCCAUACGCUUCGUCUGGAGCGUGCAUAACGCACUUCAUAUUUUUGCCGCCGCGAGUGGCCCGUUUGCGCCAAGCCUUGAGAACUAUGGAGCUUACUUAU